CGUUGCCAAAAAAACAAAUAAGACUAUUUGGAAGGGCCCCAAACAGAACAGUAUCAAACAAGAACAGUAUUGCAGAAUUAAAUAAAUACCCCACAGACACACCUUUUUAACGGCUAUAUUUCCAGAUUUGCCCGCCCUUGUCCCAAAAUUUGAAAUCCUCUUGUUUAUCUCUUGAAAACUGAGCCUUUAAUUUUUCUCUCCCUUCCAUAUAUAUCUGAAUUUAUUCUUUGUGUCUCUCAUAUUAUUCUUCUUCAUUAUUAGUAAAGUAUGUUGUUUUAAUCCUUAAUUUCCUUUUUAAUCACAAUCUUUUUUAUCUAAAUAACUUAAUUUCUCCUAAUUUUUCAGAUGGGUUGUUGUUUGAGCAAGAAUGACCCAUGUUCUGUUUCAUUAACCCAACAAAAUAAUCCCAAAGUAGAACAUACCAACACCAAGUACCAAAUUGCUGCGAUUGAAACAAACCCUAAUCCAAAAGAGGAUUAUAAGAUUGAUAAGAGAGAAGAAGAAAGAAAUGAGGGUUUAUUACCCAAUAAGAAGGAAGUAUUUGUAAUUCAUCACAGGAAAAGUAAUGAUAAGCGUUCAGAUUCAGAUGGGUCAGUCUCAAAUUCAUCGAAUUCGGGGGAGGCUGAAGAAAUCGGGAGGAACAUAUUAGCAGCAGCAGCAAAUGGGCAAGUGGUAAGGACUUCUAGUUGCACGAAGGAAGAAGUUGACGCUAUUUUGAUUCAAUGUGGAAGGCUUAGUAGAAGUUCUUCAGGUAAAGGGAAUGGGAAUGGGCAUGGAAGGAGGUAUUCUGGGUCUAAAAGGAGUUUUGAUUUUGAUAAAGAGAAUGAAAUUGUUGAUGAUUCAAAGAGGAAAGGGAAUGGAAAUGAGGGAUUGAUUGAUGGGAAUUGUGAGGAUGAUGAGAGAUCAAGGCGGCGACACUCGAGGGGGUCCCACAGAAGGAGGACAACACCAAGUAGGAGUAGAGAAAGGGAGAAUCAACAGUUGACAAGGUCAGGGAGUAGAGAGCGGAGUCAAAGUAAUGGAAGAAGGGUUAGUAGAUCUCCUGGUAGAAGGUCAGAUAGUCCCAUGAAUCAUGCUUGUAAUGGGAAUGGGAAUGGGAGGCCUGCAAAAUUAGUGUCAGUUCCUGCAACUGUGAGUUCAUUGACAAUGGAAAAGGCUAUCAAUGGGAAUGGGAAUGAGAAUGAGAAUGGGGAUGGGAAUGGGAAGCGGGUUUUGGUGAAGCGAAAUGUGGCUUCACCGCGGUCUCAGUCCCCUGCUCGGGCUUUAUCCCCUGCACGAGCUCGUUCACCAGCAAAAGGAGGGAAUGGGAAUGGGGGAGGUCAGCAAUCGGCCGCGAUUAGUAGGAAUGGAUCGAGGAAGGUGGAGAUUUCGCCUUGUCGGAGAACGCCUUUGAAUGAGAUUGAUAUCAAUACACUUCAGUUUCAUCCACUUUCUAAUAAGAAGGGUGUGCUUAAAGGGAAAGAGAUUGAGGAUGAUAUUGUGGUUGUUAAGCAGCCUAUCAGUUCAGUUUCUCAGCAGAACAAGUAUGGUGACACAAACAAUGGCAAAUUGCCUACUCAGGGAAAUCAUAGAAGAACAGGCAGUAGAGGGGCAGAAGGGUAUGAAGUUACAAAGACCAAUUACUGCAGAGUGAAUGCAGCUCAAACAAGCGAUCACACGAGAGAGCAAAUCGAAGCCAACGAAUGUAAUGCAGUGGUGACUUCAGUCGUAAUCUCAGGUACCAGCACGGAGAAAUUGCCUCAAACAUUGGUUAGAAGUCGGUCUGCAAGGCGAUCACGAGAUCUAGACAUCAACGCUGAGGCGCUUGUCACCCCAUAUCCCGCUACCAAUUACAACUCAUUGCUUCUUCAAGACAUUCAGAAUUUCCACCAGAAGAAAAGUUCUAACACAAACGAGUCUGGCACACCUCUUACACUGCCUGCUUGUGUGAGCAAAGCGUGUUCGAUUGUUGAAGCUGUGGCGGACCUAAACUCUGCCACAACUAACAAUAAUCUUAGAACCCCACAAGAAUCUAAUCUCUCGUUUCAUAACAAGAGGUUGGAAUCCGAAGACCCUUUUGUUGAAUCUGAGGUAAAAGUCGGUGAUGAUUUGCUGGAACCGAGUUUUCACAAGUAUGUGACGGUAAGGAAGAGGGGCGAUGAUGAGGAAUCAUCGGGUAGUAAUAGUGUGGGCGGAAAUAGUCAUAAGAAUUGGGCUUCCUCUUCGACAUGGGAGCCAAAUUCAGCUGAAUCGACCGACUGUUGGACGUCUAAGUCUAGCACUCGACAAGAGUCGAGUGCUGUGGGAUUUCAAAAACAUGCAAUAUCUGAUGGGGUUAAUGAUGAAUCCGAGAAGAGAUUCAGCAAAGGGGCAGCUCGAACUAGGACAAUUUCGAGUAGAGGGACUAUUACAACAUCAAAAAUAGUUGCUGGUUCGAUGUAAAUUGUUUAGAAAACCUUGUUCUGUGUUGAUUUUACUACUCUAGGACUAGAUAUGGUUCGUAAAGCAGUUGCAUACUUUGCAACUCUUUCUUUUAGCUACAUUUCAGAUUGUAUUUGAUUUGUUUCUCUAGGGUAUGGCAGACUAUCCCUUAGGUUAGGGUAAUAUGAACUUGACAAUUUCCUAAAUAAAACAUCUUAUUACAAAAA
This is a messenger RNA of Amaranthus tricolor (Joseph's coat), 2627 nucleotides long. RefSeq lists its product as uncharacterized. The record is from RefSeq and is a predicted model, not a curated record. Bases 346 to 2421 code for a protein of 691 amino acids. The transcript has 2 exons. NCBI's taxonomy places the organism in Eukaryota, Viridiplantae, Streptophyta, Magnoliopsida, Caryophyllales, Amaranthaceae.